UUUAACAACUUCGAAUUUUGAAUUUGAGAGUGUAAAUGAUGAGUUUGAUGAGCAAUUAGACAAUGAGUUUGGCAAACAAUUAGAACUUUAUAAAGGACAAAGGUUUAAAAUGGUUAAAGAAGCUUAUACUAUAGUUAAAUUAUUUGCUUAUUUAAAUAGAUUUAGAAUUAGAAAAGGAUAUGUUGAAAAAGACGCAACUGGUAUAUAUGAAAUUUCAAGAUCAUUCAUAUAUUAUCAUGCUGAUAAACUACAAAAUAAAGACAAAUCAUACAAAACUAAAGGAUCUGGUUCAUGCCAAACUAAUUGUAAAUAG
This is a messenger RNA of Dentiscutata heterogama, 313 nucleotides long. The record is from the annotation of a GenBank genome assembly. NCBI's taxonomy places the organism in Eukaryota, Fungi, Glomeromycota, Glomeromycetes, Diversisporales, Gigasporaceae.